This is a messenger RNA of Trematomus bernacchii (emerald rockcod), 519 nucleotides long. Its product is annotated as olfactory receptor 51B5-like. Gene Ontology annotation, molecular function: olfactory receptor activity. Gene Ontology annotation, biological process: G protein-coupled receptor signaling pathway. The coding region runs from base 1 to 519 and encodes 172 amino acids. The transcript is spliced from 2 exons. Gene Ontology annotation, cellular component: membrane. Lineage: Eukaryota; Metazoa; Chordata; Actinopteri; Perciformes; Nototheniidae. The record is from RefSeq and is a predicted model, not a curated record.
AUGGUACAUCUACAGACAUGCUUUUCCUGCUUAUCACCUUUCUGCAUUAUCGGCACAAAUAUUAUUCUAACGUCUAGAUUAAAGUUAUGCAGCCCACAUAUUGCCAGACUGUUCUGUGUGAAUUGGAUUAUUGUUAAACUUGCGUGUUUCCCAGCUGACACUUUGGUUAACAACAUAGUUGCAUACAUUACGAUACUCAUUUACGUAUUUCAUGGUUUAUUUAUCGUCUGGUCUUACAUGUAUCUCAUCAAAACAUGUGUGCAUUCUAAAGAAAACAGAGCUAAAUUCAUGCAGACAUGUGUGCCACAUUUAAUCUCCUUAAUCACUUUUCUUGUGGCUAUCCUUUUAGACAUUAUGAAUAUACGAUAUGGUUCCAAGGAUUUACCUCGAACCUUUCAAAACGUUAUUGCAAUAGAAUUUCUUCUCAUACCUCCAAUCGUAAAUCCUCUCAUUUAUGGUUUUAAAUUGACUAAAAUUAGAAAAAGAGUUAUUGGUGCUAUUACUUUUAAAGUUAAAUGA